Pteronotus mesoamericanus is the source of this 2198-nucleotide messenger RNA. It is a transcript of the gene ZNF454, whose product is annotated as zinc finger protein 454. Lineage: Eukaryota; Metazoa; Chordata; Mammalia; Chiroptera; Mormoopidae. Gene Ontology annotation, cellular component: nucleus. The coding region runs from base 43 to 1626 and encodes 527 amino acids. The transcript is spliced from 4 exons. Gene Ontology annotation, molecular function: DNA-binding transcription factor activity, RNA polymerase II-specific; RNA polymerase II cis-regulatory region sequence-specific DNA binding. The record is from RefSeq and is a predicted model, not a curated record. Gene Ontology annotation, biological process: regulation of transcription by RNA polymerase II.
GCAAGUUUCCACCCGAGGACUCCAACUCGGCUUGGAGAAGAAAUGGCUGUCAGGCACUUGCCCACCACGGUCCAGGAACCGGUGACGCUCAGGGACGUGGCGGUGCUGUUCACCCAGGAGGAGUGGGCCCAGCUGAGCCCCGCGCAGCGGGGCCUGUACAGGGACGUGAUGCUGGAGAACUGCAGCCACCUGGCCUCUCUGGGGCUCCUAGGACCCAAACCAGAUCCAUUUGGUCAGCUGGGAAAAGGGGAAGAAUGGACAGCGGAGGUCGCCUCACGAGGCUUCUGCCUGGACUGGAUACCUCUCCCUAUGAGUAAGAAAUCUACGCUCAAGGCAGAUAUUCCUGAAGAAGAGUUGGAUCAGUGGAUGGUGGAGGGGAGAUUCACUAGCAGUAGUCUCUGGACGCGUGAUGGCCCAUGGACAUGGCAGCACGGAGGCCAGGAGGUGAAGCUGCGGAAAGGGGUGCUCACGCCCCAGCAAACCUCACGUGUGGACAGUGCCCAGGAAUGGGUUGGAUCUGGGAGGUGCCACACCAUGAGCUCAUCUUCUGUUCAAAGUCAGGGAUUACAGUCUAGCAAAAAAGCAUUUGAAUGUACUGAGUGUGGAAAAGUCUUCGCUACAAGUUCGACCCUUAAUAAACAUAGGAAAAUUCAUACUGAAAAACUUAAUUCGAAUCAGAAAACUCUUAUUAAAGAGAAACGGUAUGAAUGUAGAGAAUGUGGGAAGGCUUUUCACCAGAGCACACACCUUAUCCAUCACCAAAGAAUUCACACUGGCGAGAAACCGUAUGAAUGUAAGGAAUGUGGCAAGGCCUUCUCAGUGAGCUCCUCACUCACGUACCAUCAGAAAAUUCACACUGGAGAGAAACCUUUCGAAUGCAACUUAUGUGGAAAAGCUUUUAUCCGAAACAUACACCUUGCCCACCAUCAUAGAAUACAUACCGGAGAGAAACCUUUUAAAUGUGACAUAUGUGACAAAGCCUUUGUGUGCAGGGCGCAUCUUACCAAACACCAGAAUAUUCACAGUGGAGAGAAACCCUAUAAAUGUAAUGAAUGUGGGAAAGCCUUCAAUCAGAGUACAAGUUUUCUUCAGCAUCAGAGAAUUCACACCGGAGAGAAGCCCUUUGAAUGUAAUGAAUGCGGAAAGGCCUUCAGGGUAAACUCUUCCCUGACUGAGCACCAGAGAAUUCAUACUGGAGAGAAACCUUAUAAGUGUAAUGAGUGUGGGAAAGCUUUCAGAGAUAAUUCAUCCUUUGCUCGACAUCGGAAGAUUCAUACUGGAGAAAAACCUUACAGAUGUGGUUUGUGUGAGAAAGCCUUCAGGGACCAGUCUGCCCUAGCCCAACAUCAGAGGAUUCAUACUGGGGAAAAACCGUAUACAUGUAAUAUAUGUGAGAAGGCCUUCAGUGACCAUUCAGCCCUUACUCAACACAAAAGAAUUCACACUAGAGAGAAACCUUACAAGUGCAAACUCUGUGAGAAAGCCUUCAUCCGAAGCACACACCUUACUCAGCAUCAGAGGACGCACACAGGGGAGAAACCCUACAAAUGUAGUAAGUGUGGGAAAGCCUUCAGCCAGACUGCAAACCUCAUUCAGCAUCAGAAACAUCACAUGGGAGAAAAGUGAUUGCAGUUCAUAGAAAAGAGCUUUGAGACUGAGUGUAUGAAUAAUUGAAGGUAAGAGAAUCCAUGCCAGAAAAUAACCGUGAAAGCUUAUGUCAAGAUAGUCAUUUUAUUCCUGAAAGUCAAACUUCACAGUAUUGUGGGUUUUGAGAAUUUCAGAAUGUCAGACAUUCCUCUUGGUCAGAACUGCUCCACCUGAAUAGCAUUACUGUAUAAUUAGUCUGAAUUGCCAAGUAUAAACACCAAUAUGGAGCUUCAUUAACAACUUAGAAAUUUAUCAAAUUUACAUUUUGAUUAUUAAGAGAAAUUAUAUACUUCUUAGCCCCCCUUGGCUUAGAAUUCACACACAUCACUUCCAUUCACACCCCAUUAGGGACAACUAACCAUAUGACCCAAUGCAGAGCUGAGAAAGGGGGGAAGGGGCUGGACACCAACCCAGAGAAGAUGUGUAGGACAGUGAGGUCCAUGUGCCCAUGGUGCUCUGAUGAGCCAUGAGCAGGCUGAGUGUAUGAAAGUCAAAAAGAAAAAAAAAAGAAAUUAUAAAAUCAUAAAAAUUACAGUUAAGAAGCAAAGGAA